Ochotona curzoniae (black-lipped pika) is the source of this 2974-nucleotide messenger RNA. It is a transcript of the gene ARMC1, whose product is annotated as armadillo repeat containing 1. Gene Ontology annotation, molecular function: protein binding; metal ion binding. The transcript has 7 exons. Lineage: Eukaryota; Metazoa; Chordata; Mammalia; Lagomorpha; Ochotonidae. The coding region runs from base 182 to 1030 and encodes 282 amino acids. The record is from RefSeq and is a predicted model, not a curated record.
CGCCAGCUCCUCGGCGCCUGUGCUCUUGGAGUUGGUGGGAUUGUUGGCGAUCUCCGAGGCGGCGGCUGCGACCGGCGUGGGCCGUGCUCACUCCUCGGCGUGGCCCUGAUGGUGCGGAGGCUGCGGCCUCCUAGGACCCUGCAGCGAAUCUGAGAUUUUCUUCAUGUGCAUGGCAUAGAAGAUGAAUUCCUCUUCCUCUACCAUGAACGAAGAACCGGAUGCUCUGUCAGUAGUCAACCAGCUGCGGGAUUUGGCAGCAGAUCCGCUGAACAGAAGAGCUAUCGUCCAGGACCAGGGAUGUCUGCCUGGCCUGAUCCUGUUUAUGGACCAUCCUAACCCCUCUGUCGUCCACUCAGCUUUGCUCGCUCUGCGAUACUUGGCAGAAUGCCGCGCGAACAGAGAGAAGAUGAAAGGAGAAUUGGGUAUGAUGUUGAGCUUGCAAAAUGUUAUACAAAAAACUACAACUCCAGGAGAAACAAAACUUCUGGCCUCUGAAAUCUAUGACAUUCUUCAGUCCUCUAAUAUGGCAGAUGGUGAUAGCUUCAAUGAAAUGAAUUCACGUCGAAGGAAAGCUCAGUUUUUUCUGGGAACUACAAACAAACGUGCCAAAACAGUGGUUUUGCAUAUAGAUGGUCUUGAUGACACGUCUCGGAGAAAUCUAUGUGAAGAAGCUCUGUUAAAAAUUAAAGGCGUUAUUAGCUUUACUUUUCAAAUGGCUGUUCAAAGAUGUGUGGUGCGAAUCCGUUCAGAUUUGAAAGCAGAGGCUUUGGCAUCAGCAAUAGCAUCAACCAAGGUUAUGAAAGCUCAGCAAGUUGUGAAAAGUGAGAGUGGAGAAGAGAUGCUGGUCCCGUUCCAGGAUACUCCUGUGGAGGUAGAAGAGAACACGGAGCUGCCUGAUUACCUGCCGGAGGAUGAGAGCCCCACCAAGGAGCAGGACAAAGCCGUGUCCCGGGUGGGCUCACACCCAGAGGGUGGAGCUAGCUGGCUGAGCACAGCUGCAAACUUUUUAUCCAGGUCGUUUUAUUGGUGACUUCAACUUCACUUUGGGGCUCAAGGACAGUGUGAACCAACUGGGGGCCAGUUUUCCAGUGUUGUGGUGAACUGUCAAGUGCAAUUUGCAAUAAGUUAUCAUGAAAAAGUUUUUAGAUUACAUGAUUGCGUAUGCUGCAUUUUACAUUUUAUUGGACAUUUUACCCCAUUGGGUGAUUAAAAAAAAAGGACAGAGGUGACAGGUGGAAUUGCUUUGUUCACAAAGGUGUUUUGGUUUGCCUUUCCUUUGUUUCAUUGCCUCACUUUUUUUAAAAACAUGGGUCCAUUGCUAAACCAAACAUGUCUGUGUAGCUUUGUAUUUUAUUUUACAUGAAGCACAUUAGGAAAACCCAUUUUCUCCUCAAGUCUCAGGACCUAUUGGAAGAGAAGCAUCUUUGUAGUUCAAAUUGUGCAUGAAUUACUGAAUGUUUUCCUCUGCUUUUCAUGAAUGAUCCGUGCUUUUGUACUCUUCACUGAAAACUGAAAACAUUUUUGUGUUUAGCCCCUUUUGUGCCUUUUUUAUUUUGCCAACCAUGUUUAUAGAAAGGACAUUACUGAUGACAUACUGCAGAUGAAAAUAUAUUUAUUUGAACACAGUAGUCCCUUAAGAAAAAGCUCUGAGAAAAACUUUGCAAUGUUAUUUGCUAUACGUUUAAUAAAAUUAAUGCAAAAUCAAUCAAGGAGAAGAAAAGAUGUGUUUUAGCCAGGUAUUUUUGGAGACCAUUGGAAUGUGAUUCCAAUUGACUGCUGUCCAGUUUUGGUUUAUGUCAACUUUUAAGAGUUAAGUCCACCAUGAAAUUGUCUCCUACUAGACAAAAUAAUUGUGACAAAUAACUGACAAAUUUGAAAAAAAGAAAAGAAACUGGAUGCCUGUAUUGCCGUAGUGCCACUUUGGUAGAGUCUGACUUACGUGGGUUGCCUGGCAGAAGCCUGUUCAGAAGGCAUUUUUUGGUAUUGCCUUUUGUGCAUUUUAUUAUGAAAAUGCUACAGUCAUAUUUAGUGAAAAAAGAUCUGAAUUAUUGCUUAUAAUAGAAAUAAAAGCAAGCAUUGGUUGCUUAAACUGGUUUCUCAUGGCCAACCAGAAAAAGAGAACUUUAGUUAAGGGAAGAUAAGCAAAUGCACACACAUACACCAUAUGUACUUUUUUGAGGGGGAGGGCUACCUAAAAGGAAAUCAAUUGUAUGUAAUACUUUAAUAAAUUCCUAAAAUAUUCGACAACUAAAAUUUUCAUUUUGGAAAUUCAACUAAAUCUAAAAGCAUUGUAAAGUUACUAUGGUUAAAAACUAAUAAGAAAUUUAAAUUCUCUCUGGUUUUUUUUUUAUAACAUGUAGAGCUGCUAUUUUACUACUUGGGGAAUGCGAAGUGAAAAUUGGACCCUGGAGGGUUUCUAUAUGUUUUCAUCACUUCUCUUUUAGAGAAUAUUAAAGCAUCCAGUGUUAACUGGAGUAAAAUAAUUAUUAAGUACCAUCAGCAAAGAAAGUCUUGAGUUUGUUAGCAUUGUGACCUCGUGGAAGGAGAGAUGUUGAGCGUGUUGAGAACAGUGCUUUUCCAUGUGUCUGGUCUCUGAUCCAAGUUAUACGCACAAACAGAAGCUAUGAGCUUUCAGGGCACACACUGCUUUAAAUGUAUAAUGCAACUUGCUGCCAGAACCAGAUGUGUUGAAGAAAAAAAAACAAAGCCACCUCCUUUCUAUAGCCAUUAAAGUCAAGUUUACUGUUCUGUUUUAACAAGUUUGUAUUUUAUUUUGCAUAGCCGCACAUCUGCUUAUUUAAAAAAAAUACUUAACCUUUGGUAGUGAUGGUUCAGUACAAGUGAGUAUUACAGCUUGAUGUCUGUGUGUUCUAAUUCUAAAUGUUCUUUUAUUCCAGGUCUUAUAGAGCAGAUAAAAACAUCUGUAAGGUCAUUUUUUGAAAUAUAUUGUAAAAUAAUAAAAAAGGUAACAUAA